AUGCUCGAAUCAAACACAAGUGACAAAGUCCGAUCACUCCAUGAGUGGAUGUUCAUGGACCCUGUCAUGACUGGUGGUCAAACACAUCACCUUCCCGAGCUUCAGAACAUUGAGGAGGAAGUGCCAAAAGAGACUGCAAGUGGUGUCAUGGAAGACGACAUCAUUGACAAUGAAGACAAUGCUAGUCUUGACCGUGCGCCCUCAGCGGUAUAUGAUAACCCCUUGGAAGAGGAUUUGCUUGGUCAUGAUGAGAAACACCAAGCGUUCAAUGGAAAGAUACAGUUUCUCGCCGCUCGUUCUGUUCUCAGGCAAGCGGGUACUAUCUUUAUCAUUGCUAGCAAAGCGACCUUCAACAGGUGCCUUGACGAAGCCAUCAAGUUUGUUCACUUGUAUGUCCAUGCUAUCAGGCUCAGGCUGAUCACUCGCGCAGAUGAGUUGUAA
This is a messenger RNA of Cryptococcus wingfieldii CBS 7118, 441 nucleotides long. RefSeq lists its product as hypothetical. The transcript has 2 exons. The coding region runs from base 1 to 441 and encodes 146 amino acids. NCBI's taxonomy places the organism in Eukaryota, Fungi, Basidiomycota, Tremellomycetes, Tremellales, Cryptococcaceae. The record is from RefSeq and is a predicted model, not a curated record.